This is a messenger RNA of Plodia interpunctella (Indianmeal moth), 1935 nucleotides long. RefSeq names its product Reduction in Cnn dots 6 (gene Rcd6). The coding region runs from base 342 to 1496 and encodes 384 amino acids. The record is from RefSeq and is a predicted model, not a curated record. Lineage: Eukaryota; Metazoa; Arthropoda; Insecta; Lepidoptera; Pyralidae. The transcript has 8 exons.
AUUUAUAAAAAGUUUUGUAGUCGAACCAGCCAGUGUUAAUUUUUUUUUACAAAUAGUAACAGGUGCUGUCAUUGUCUCUUUCAUUGUUCAGUGAUACAGUGUAACAUAUUUUUAAGCUAAUUGGAGUUUUUACUUAUUUAAAGAUCACAGAAACAAGGAAAACUAACUCCUCCCGUUUAUUGAGAAGAUGUAGUUUUCAACUAUCAUUUGGCCAGACAGAAGACAGACUAAAAAACGACUGAAAUUCCAUGAUUAGUGAUGCUAUAAUAAAAAGAAGAUAGAGAGAGACAGAAAUACAUCUUGUGAUGCUUCUUCCUAAAGAUUAAGAUUGAGAUAGAAAGAUGUCGACGAGCAACGAGCUGAGUGACGUGGAGUCUCCUAAAAUCCGGAUGAAACCGGCUGUCACCAGAAUAUUCUGCUGCAGCGUCACCGCUGCCGCUGGAUUUGUUGCAGCUUAUGCUUUGGUGGCGUACGCGAUAGCCCUGAUCUACGAGAUAGUUUGGGUGGUGGAGUCACAGAACGGGCUGCCAAUACCAUCGGUGUUUCUCAUGAUGUGCUACGUCAUCGUCAUAGCCGCCACCGUCAUCCUAGUGCACGGGCUCAUCUCUAAAAACAACCGCUGUCUCCUGGCGUGGCUGAUCGCAGUUAUAUUGGUGCUUAUACCCGAGUGUGCCCUAGUCUUCUACAUGUCCAUAUACCAUUGGGGUCUCCAAGGUGUGUACGGAGGGGCAGAGUUAGCGUGCUAUGUGGCGCGUCUGCCUGCGAUCGUGUGUGGGGUUGUCCUGGUACAGUCAGCGUACGCGCUCAGAGAAGCGAGAAAGGCGGGCUACAACAAUGGCGGAGCGGCUGUGGGCAGCGGCAGCGAGUUCGACGCCAGCCACUACAUCCCAGACACGCCUGCUGCGUUCACCAACGACGGGUUUAUGCCCGAUUCUGGAAAAUCCGGUUCCAUGCCAGACUUACGGCGCCAUCUAGCGAGCCGGCAAUCAAUGAGCAUGGGCUACCCCCCGAUGAUGUUGCCGCAGCCGCCCCCCGCGUACUGGCAACACCUCGCCGAUCGCCAGUUCGCUGCCAGCCUUCGGGGCUACCCUAAACCCUAUCCUGUCCCUCAAAUGUACGGCACCUGGGUCGGCCCCAGAUCUGGACCUUAUGAAAAUCCUUACAAAAGAAGACAUUCAGUCGUUGGUGCUUUCACGGACGAAUACCCGGCCAAAUAUGAUAUGUACGAAGAUAGAGCUGAUUGCAAAAGUGAAAUAGCAUACCCGUAUUAUCGACCUUAUCCGUACGAUCAAAGGAUGUAUCCACCAGAUUACGAUCCACGGUUUUAUCCAGAUUAUAAACGCGAAGAUGCGUCGUAUGGAGUCAAUUUACUAAGACAUGAACCUUACAGAUUCAGCGGAUCUAGGGAAAGAGUAUUCUAUGGCAUGAGAAAUAGUCAUACGUCAGUAGGCAAUGAAUCUGAUGAUUUAGGAAAAUAUAAAGAUGUUGCGUUGUAAUUAGGUUGUAAGAUCAAGUAAACAUCUGGUGCAUUCAAAGUCCAUGAAAAUUUUAACCUUUCGAGCCAGGAAACAAUAAAGAUAAUUGAACAACAAUAGGAUCGCAGUCCGACCGGGCAGCGCAAGAACUGAGUAGUUAAAAUUAAUUGGGCUUCAUAUAGGUACUUAGUCGAUUUUCAUUAAGAUACAAUUCGAGACAGAUAUAUGAAAAACGGUUGUUGUACAUUUGGUGCUUUAUAUUUUAUUGAAUAAUUUAGUUGUCAUACAAGUAUUUUUACGUUUAGCCAUAAAGUGUAACUUGGCUUUAAUAAUAAAAAUUGUAAAUUUAGGUUACCUAAUAACCAAAGUUUUAAGAAAUACAUUUAACUAAGCAUAAAUAAAAAUGAAUUGGAGUCACUAUCUCAUAACUAUUUUUGAUAUAAAUUAUAAUUUCUACCAA